GGAGGAGGCGGGGGCCGUGUCGCACGCAGCUCCAGGCGGGGCGGCCCCGGCGGCUGAGGGACGCAGCUAGACCUUGGCGGGACGGGGAUUUAACCGGGGCCCAGGCCCAGCGACCAGGCGGAGACGUCGCAGGAGCCGUUCCGGCCGCGGGGAAAUGCGGGUUUGCCUGCGAUGAGAUUUCAUUCUCUACAGUUCAAGGACAUCCUUUCCAGGCUGCUGUGAGUGAAUUUGGAAUGAGACUGUAUUUCCGUCUCAUGGAGAAUUAGCUGCGCCCUGAGUGAGGAUCGCUGCCCUGGACACUGUCGGAACACUGCGCACAAUGUCAUCGAACAGGAGUCAGAACCCCCAUGGACUGAAGCAGAUCGGCCUCGACCAGAUCUGGGACGACCUCCGUGCCGGCAUCCAGCAGGUGUACACCAGGCAGAGCAUGGCCAAGUCCAGAUACAUGGAGCUCUACACUCACGUUUAUAACUACUGCACGAGUGUUCACCAGUCGAACCAGGCGCGAGGGGCUGGCGUCCCUCCUUCUAAAUCGAAAAAGGGGCAGACGCCUGGGGGAGCGCAGUUUGUUGGCUUGGAAUUAUACAAACGACUUAAAGAAUUUUUGAAGAAUUACCUGACAAAUCUUCUUAAGGAUGGAGAAGAUCUGAUGGAUGAGAGUGUGCUGAAGUUCUACACGCAGCAGUGGGAAGACUACCGGUUCUCCAGCAAAGUCCUGAAUGGAAUUUGUGCCUACCUCAAUAGACAUUGGGUUCGCCGUGAGUGUGACGAAGGACGAAAAGGAAUAUAUGAGAUCUAUUCUCUCGCAUUGGUGACUUGGAGAGAUUGUCUGUUCAGGCCCUUGAACAAACAGGUAACCAAUGCUGUUUUAAAACUGAUCGAAAAGGAAAGAAACGGCGAAACCAUCAACACGAGGCUGAUCAGUGGGGUUGUACAGUCUUACGUGGAAUUGGGGCUGAAUGAAGAUGAUGCAUUUGCAAAGGGCCCUACGUUAACGGUGUAUAAAGAAUCCUUUGAGUCUCAGUUUUUGGCUGACACAGAGAGAUUUUAUACCAGAGAGAGUACUGAAUUCUUGCAGCAGAACCCAGUUACGGAAUACAUGAAAAAGGCAGAGGCCCGUCUGCUGGAGGAGCAGCGGCGCGUGCAGGUCUACCUUCACGAGAGCACCCAGGACGAGCUGGCGCGCAAGUGCGAGCAGGUGCUCAUCGAGAAGCACCUGGAGAUCUUCCACACGGAGUUCCAGAACUUGCUGGAUGCCGACAAGAACGAAGAUUUGGGUCGCAUGUAUAACCUUGUGUCUCGAAUCCAGGAUGGCCUAGGAGAACUGAAAAAACUUCUGGAGACGCACAUUCACAAUCAGGGCCUCGCAGCCAUCGAAAAGUGCGGAGAGGCUGCUCUAAAUGACCCCAAAAUGUACGUCCAGACGGUGCUGGACGUCCACAAAAAGUACAACGCCCUGGUCAUGUCGGCGUUCAACAACGACGCAGGCUUCGUGGCCGCCCUGGACAAGGCUUGUGGGCGCUUCAUCAACAACAACGCGGUCACCAAGAUGGCUCAGUCGUCCAGCAAGUCCCCUGAGCUGCUGGCUCGGUACUGCGACUCCCUGUUGAAGAAGAGUUCCAAGAACCCAGAAGAAGCAGAGCUGGAAGAUACGCUCAAUCAAGUGAUGGUCGUCUUCAAGUACAUCGAGGACAAGGACGUGUUCCAGAAGUUCUACGCAAAGAUGCUGGCCAAAAGACUUGUGCAUCAGAAUAGUGCGAGCGAUGACGCUGAAGCAAGCAUGAUCUCCAAAUUAAAGCAAGCCUGUGGGUUUGAGUAUACCUCUAAACUUCAGCGGAUGUUUCAGGACAUCGGCGUGAGCAAAGAUUUGAACGAGCAGUUCAAGAAGCACCUGACAAACUCAGAGCCGCUGGACCUGGACUUCAGCAUCCAGGUCCUGAGUUCCGGCUCCUGGCCCUUCCAGCAGUCCUGCACGUUCGCCUUGCCCUCGGAGCUGGAGCGCAGCUACCAGCGGUUCACCGCUUUCUACGCCAGCCGCCACAGCGGCAGGAAGCUCACGUGGUUGUACCAGCUGUCCAAGGGCGAGCUGGUCACCAACUGCUUCAAGAACAGAUACACUUUGCAGGCGUCCACGUUCCAGAUGGCCAUCCUGCUGCAGUACAACACGGAGGACGCCUACGCGGUGCAGCAGCUGACGGACAGCACGCAGAUCAAAAUGGACAUUUUGGCACAAGUCCUACAGAUUUUAUUGAAAUCAAAGUUACUGGUCUUGGAAGACGAAAAUGCAAAUGUCGACGAGGUGGAACUGAAGCCAGAUACCUUAAUAAAAUUAUACCUUGGUUAUAAAAAUAAGAAGUUAAGGGUUAACAUCAACGUGCCCAUGAAAACCGAGCAGAAGCAGGAACAAGAAACCACACACAAAAACAUCGAGGAGGACCGAAAGCUGCUGAUUCAGGCAGCCAUCGUGAGGAUCAUGAAGAUGCGGAAGGUCCUGAAGCACCAGCAGCUGCUGGGAGAGGUGCUCACACAGCUGUCCUCGCGGUUCAAGCCGCGGGUCCCAGUCAUCAAGAAGUGCAUCGACAUUCUGAUCGAGAAAGAGUACUUGGAGCGAGUGGACGGGGAAAAGGACACCUACAGCUACCUGGCUUAGCCCUCGGUGGAGGGGCAGACCGUGCCGCCGCGGACGACCGCGUCCCCAGCAGCUGCCACCCCGGGGGCCCUCCUUUCCGACUGGGACCGAGACCCCCUCGGCCGGCCAGCUGUACAUCAGAACCGCUCAGGAUCGACACAUUUCCAGUCUGUAAAUAAGGACACCGAUGCCAUUUAACCCAAGUUAGGAACAGAGGGGACGCACCUCCCGUGCUGAGGGCUGCAUGCUACUGCAUUUCAAUCCACCCACUGGCUGCGUGCGCGCCGCUGCCGGCCCGCAGCGCCUCGGCGUCGGCAGCGCUCCGACCGGAGUCUGGACGGACCCGCGUGUAAUCUGCUCGGAAAACCAUUUGUAUAGUGUGUUUCAUUUUUUAAUGUGUGGAAAUAAAGAAAAUUAAAGGAUUUCUGUACAAGUUGCA
Artibeus jamaicensis (Jamaican fruit-eating bat) is the source of this 3068-nucleotide messenger RNA. RefSeq names its product cullin 1 (gene CUL1). Gene Ontology annotation, molecular function: ubiquitin protein ligase binding. NCBI's taxonomy places the organism in Eukaryota, Metazoa, Chordata, Mammalia, Chiroptera, Phyllostomidae. The record is from RefSeq and is a predicted model, not a curated record. Gene Ontology annotation, biological process: protein ubiquitination; SCF-dependent proteasomal ubiquitin-dependent protein catabolic process. Gene Ontology annotation, cellular component: SCF ubiquitin ligase complex. The transcript is spliced from 22 exons. The coding region runs from base 320 to 2650 and encodes 776 amino acids.